AGGGAGACACUUGUCUUCUGCCACCAUCUAUGAACCUAGCAGGCUUCUGCCUGUUAAACAGAAUCAAACAAGCCAGCACCCUGGAACGUCCACCAGGAGGCGCCGGGGGCGUCGCCAGACCUGCGGUGCCUUUACGGUUGGAGAGACCGCGAGGGAUGCAGCAGCGAUGGAAACCGGCUUCCUUUUUCAAGAACCAGUGAGGGAAGGGAGCAGAGCCGCGUUAUUUUAGGGAGACCUUGUCGCACUCCUCCUCCCGCGGGUACGCAGCGUCCGGGAUGUGUGCAGGCCCCAUGGAGAGACGCUGGCGGUGGCGGCGGUGGCAGCUGGGGCUCCUACCGCGGCUGCAGCCGGCGGUGAUCCGACCCCGCGGGCGCGGGGACUGAAGACGCGCAAGGGAGAGCGGCGAGCUGCGAACAAAAGCCCUCGGCGCGGGGCUCGAGCCCGGGACGUGCGGGACUCCACAAAAGGACACGGCCCAGCCAUGGUAGACCCCGUGUCGGAAGAGGAAAAGGCGGGAGCCGAGCCUGAAGGUUCGGGCGGCGAUGGAGCCGCUGCGUCCGCGCCCCCCGACGCCCAGGGCGCCCAGCAGCCCGCCGCCUCUUCGGCCUCGGCCUCGGCCUCGGCGGCGGCGGCGGCGGCGGCGGCGGCGCAGCCCCACAAGGCUGAAGCCCCGAGCGCGGCGGAGGAAGGCGAGCGGCGGGAGCAGUCUCCGCUGCUGCACCUCGACCUCUUCAACUUCGACUGUCCGGAGGCCGAGGGCAGCCGCUACGUGCUGACCAGUCCCCGCUCGCUGGAGGCCUGCGCCCGCUGCGCCGUCAAGCCGGUGGAGCUGCUGCCGCGCGCCCUGGCGGACCUGGUGCGCGAGGCCCCGGGCCGCUCCAUGCGAGUGGCCACCGGCCUGUACGAGGCCUACGAGGCGGAGCGGCGCGCCAAGCUGCAGCAGUGCCGGGCCGAGCGCGAGCGCAUCGUGCGCGAGGAGAAGCGGCGCCUCUUCACGCCGCUGGGCGCCGCGGCCGCCGCCGCCUCGGUCCCCAGCGCGGGCGGCAGCAGCAGCAGCAGCAGCGCCAGCCUCCCGGCCUCGCCCGCGCCGCGUGCCACCCGCAAGGCAUCCUCCAGCCCGUCCCCCGCCCGGACGCAACCUCCGCCCGCGGCUUCCCGGGCCGGCAGGAAGAGCCACUCGCUGGACUCGCUGUCCCGCCGGCGCGAGGGCGCCCUCAGCUCCGAGUCCGGCGCGUCGUCCUCGUCCUACAGCGGGGAGAGCCUGCGGGAGCUGCGCUGGCCUCCGCGGGCCUUGGCCAGGAACAGCUGCCCUGCGGGCUCCGCGUCCUCCGCCCCCAACCCGCUGGGCCGCCCGUCCGCCCUGGCCCUGGUGCCGCUCACGGGCCGCAGCUUCAGCCUGGGUGACCUGAGCCACUCUCCGCAGACCGCGCAGCACGUGGAGCGCAUCGUGCGCCAAGUGCGCGCCGAGCGAGGCCUGCGUGGGGUGCCCGACCGCGACCGAAAGAUCGCGGCGCUGAUGCUGGCGCGCCACCAGGAGGAGCGCCUGCUGCUCGAGCAGCGCGCCGCCGCCCACGGCCAGUGGGAGCAGCAGCGCGUGCGGGCGGAGCAGCGGCGGGAGCGCGAGGAGCGCGAGAAGCAGCGCGCGCUGGAGCAGGGCCGCCGGGCCUGGGCCGCGCAGGUGGAGGAGCGGCGCGGCCGCCGGGGCCGCGAGGAGCGCGAAGAGGCGCGGCGGCGACAGCGGCAGUGCGAGCGCAGCGAGGAGCGGCGGCGCGAGCUGGCCGAACGCCAGGGCCUGCUGCGGCGGGAACGCGUGGAGCGCGCGGCCCGGGAGGAUCGGCUGCGCAAGCUGCAGCAGGAGCAGAACCUGAAGCAGCGGGAGGAGGGCCUGCAGGAGGGGCGCGAGCGCGCCGAGCUGGCCCGCAGGGAGCGCGCCCAGCGCGCGGCCCGCACCAAGCAGCGGCAGGAGGGCCAGCUGCAGCGGGAGAAGCGGGAGCUGAGCCGGGCGGAGCGGGCGCGCCACGAGGCUCUGCUGCAAGGCCGGGCUCGGCAGGAGCGCGCGGAGCGCGAGGGCUUGCGGAGCUCCCUGGAGGCCAGCUUGGGCCGCGCGCAGGAGAACUACGAGCAGUUGGUGGAGCAGCGCGCCCGCGAGCUGCGGGAGCGGGCCCGGCGGGAGGAGCUGCAGGGCCGGCGGGCCAAGGAGGUGGCCGAGCGCAAAGAGCGCGAACACCAGGCGCACCUGGAGGCGCUGGCCCGGGCGGGGGAGCGGCGGCUGCAGCACGCCAUGCAGGCUGCCGAGGAAGCCGUGCAGCAGAAGGCGCGGCGCGUGGGCCAGAGCAGGCUGGAGAAGGAACGGGCCCAGCGCGCCAAUAAGGAGAAGGUGGAGAGGGACGAAGACUGCCGCCGGCGGGAGCUGCUGCAGGCCAUCGGGCGCAAGCUGGAGCGCAGCGAGCAGCUGUCCCGGGAGCGACGGAGCGCGCUGGAGAGCGCCCGCUCCACCGCCCGGGCCUCCUUCCACGUGCGCGAGAAGGUCCGCGAGGAGACCAACACGCGCUCCUUCGACCGCAUGGUGCGGGAUGCCCAGCUGCACGCCAGCCUCGACCGCAAAUGACCGCCGCCCAGAGCUGGCCAGGCUGCCACCCUCAGCCCUUCGGGGCCUCCCUUGGCCUUUUUGACCAGACUGUGGAAGUCUCUAGUGGAGGCCCAGCCCCGCGGCCUCGCCAGGCUCCCUACCAAUGAGGCAACGUGGGGACAGAUUUGAGACCUGCCAGCUCACCGCCUUUUUAAAAACUCACUUCAUUUGGAAAUGACAUAGCACAAUCGCUGACCACAUCCAUCCUCCGUGGCUCCCGCAGCGGCCCUCACCAAGGGUUGGAAUAGAAAAAGAGCUGGGAGAGGGCAGCUGAGUCGGGACUGGGGGAGGACCCCUGUAGGAGAAGGUGCAGAGGUGGCGGCUCCCUUGGGCAGCAGUCAGCCCAGGCACCUGUCGCCUAUUGGUGUCUGGGGUGACAUUGGUUACUGCAGCUGAGGCGGUGUCUCCUUGGCUCACCUCCAUCCUUUUAAAUAAUGGCAAGUUGCACAAAACUUGGCGGCCUCGCAGAAAAGCACAGCUGUUCCAAGGUGUUAGGCCACACCAAGUGACCCCAAAAGCGAUUGAUUUUUGUAUGCUUGAAGUUUAAUCUGCCACUUGAGCAAAUUCUGGGCUUAGUUAUGAUAAUUUUUUGGUUGAUUCCCCUAGGCUUUCCAGUUAGACAAUCAUCCUGCAAAUAAUGAUCAAUUUGUGUCUUUUUCCCCUCUCUCUCCUUAUUCUCCCAAGUGACACAAGAAAUCGGCUGGUUUACUGAUGCUGUUCGCUUUAGUGGAAGCCCCUAGCCCCUGGGGGAGAGGAGUUCCCUAGGCAGCAGUGUUCCGCCCGAUUCUGCUUUCUUGCAGGGUAGCUUCAGGGGAGGCAGUGUCUGAUGCCCACCUCCCAGUGUGGAGCCCACUCCUCGAAAGACAGCAGCCAUGCCUUAAGAAGCAGAGCUACCUUAUGUGCCUGCCCAGGCCAAUCCUGCCUAAAUCUCCAGCCCUGGAUGCAGUCCCAAGGGUGGUGGGCCCAGUGAGCCUGGAGCUAGGAUUCCCGUUGUGAAGGAUCCAUCCUGGCUGCUCUGAGGGUAAUUUCCUGUGAUGGCAAGCAUUGCCACUUUGCUGUUGUGAGUUGUGGUCGCUACUGUUGGUAGUAUAUCUUCCCCUCCUCCACCCUCUGCCCCCCCCCAUCGCCGCCCCCAUGAGGAAAAAAGAAUGUCCCCCUUAAGUUCCUGGUUCCCUCUCACCUUUGCCAAAAGUGUUGAAUCUGUCUCUCCAUUGCCUCACUUUUCCUACUGGCCAAAUGGGGCCAUCAGUACUCUUCUGGUACCUCAAGGUCUUCUGGAUCCAAAGCACCGCCUCAGUAUUAUUUGUUGGUCUUAUUUGUGCCUUUCUUGACUUGGAGUUGGGAGGCAGGAAGGCUGCUGUUGGCCUAGUUUGUUUUUGGGAAUAUGGAUUCCUGGCGUUGGAAGGGGCAGUGCGUCACACCAGAUGAUCAUUUAGCUUCUGGGGCGGGGGGGUGGAGUACUCGCAAGACCAGGCCAGUUGUCCUCAGGCAACUUUAAUACUUCCUUCCCAUGAAGCCUAAAUCAGCCCCCAGCCAUAUCCACCCACUGACUCCGCCUUCAUCACAGAAAACAUUACAUUUUACAUUAAAUCAGGAGCAGGAAAUAAAAGUUACCAAAAAAUAAAAUAAAAAAAGAAUCAGGGUAGAGAACUACUGUAUUAGACAUGUUUCAUGUGUAUUCUUCGGGGCAGAAUUGUCCCCAAAAUGUCUGGUAUUACACACACACACAUAUACACACUCCCAUCUGUACCCUCUUCCCCAAUUGCAUGCCAGCAGGUACAAAAGCAUUGUGUAGAAGGGACCAAUACUUAGGUGUUACACAGGAGCUGUGCCAAGAUUCAUUUCUUGAAUGGGUGAAUUUUUCCCUCUAAUUUUCUUCUUGUUGGUAUCCCGGUAAUCAGUGAGCUAGCUGAAAUAAUUGGUAUUGUCUGAGUCAGGGGCAUCUAACUAAAAGGUUAAUUUGGGACUUACUGGUUCUUACUUAGUGGCUCCUGGUUUCCUAGAGAACUUUUGAGACCUUAAUAGAAAACACCUAAAACUACUUUCUUCAAAGUACAUGCAUUCAUUUGAGAAGGAUGCAAUCAGGUUUUCUUUUUUUUUUCUGAGUUUUUUUUUUAAGAUUUUAUUUAUUUAUUCAUGAGAGACACACACAGAGAGAGGCAGAGACAUAGGCAGAGGGAGAAGCAGGCUCCAUGCAGGGAGCCCGAUGUGGGACUUGAUCCCAAGACUCCAGGAUCACACCCUGCGCGGAAGGCAGACCCUUAACCGCUGAGCCACCCAGGCGUCCCACAAUCAGGUUUUCUGGAUAAGGCACUGAAAGGCACACAGGUGAUCUUACCUUGCCCUUUGUUCAGUUUUUUUUUUCUGACUUACUGAAUGACUUUGGGUAGAUCACCUCUCUGUGCUUUGGUUUCCCCACCUGUGGAAUGGGGAUGGUGACUUUGGCCCUCCUCUACAUUGUGAAGAUGAAUCAGAAUCAGAAUGGUUUCUCAGUUCUAUGACUUUAGAACUGCAGGUGCAAUUGCCAUAAACAGAAAGGAUCAUGUGACUGUACUAUGCCCAGAGAGUAGUAAUGUACUGUCUUGAUCUAGUGCAGAAAGCAAUGGUCUCAAAAAGCACAUUGCAGCUAAUUGGACUUAAAUAAAAGUUAAAAAAAAAAAAAAAAGAGUCCUCCAAGGGGGAAAAAAACAUAUUGCAGAUCAUAGCAUCACAUGUGAUGCAAAGGCCCAGGUCUGAGUCUGAAUGUCACCAAAUUAGAGGUUUGCACUUAGAGAAAAGCAUUAAGUGCAAACAUAUCAGAACGCAGUUUGUAAAGGAAAAGAUUUUGGAUUCUAAAAAAAGAAAAGAGAAGAAAUCCAUAUAGCUAAGUAAAAUUAAAGCAAAAACAGAAGUCAAACCUAGUAAUCAUAAAGAAUGGUUCUAAAUUUCAGACCAUCCUCUAGAAUAGAGACCUAACUCUAUAUCCUAGGAUAAAUGGCCACGUUGCCCUUUGAGGAGGUGCAAUUUCCAGAAUCCUUUGUUAGGCCUUUCCUUUGUAUUCUUCUCUUUGAAGUGAUACCAGAGAGAAGUGGUUCUUAUUCUGAACAGCAAGGGACAAUAAAAGGGUUGGGGGCAGUGGGGAUGGUAGGUGGAGAGAGGCGUACUUCUGCUAUAAGCAUUCUAACAUGGGCCCAGAAUUGGCCUUAGAGCACCUUGCUGGAACUUUUCUUACCAUCCAGGAAAUUGCAGCACUGAAGUGGCCUCAGAACUUCCCAUUUGCCCUCUUGGAGCAUCCCCUGGCUCCAAAAAGAGAGAACAUGAAGUGAAGUAAGGAAGAGUGGGAAGGGUUGGAAGAAGCUUUUAUUUGAUUCAUUACCAAGGAAACAAGCAGGAUGAAACUGUUUCAAAUGAAGUCCUCAGUAGAGGUAGCCCUGCACCCAGCAUCCCGCUCAGGUAAUGACCCAUGCCUACACCACACCUGGACAGGAAGAUGGACGUUUCCCUUCAGAAGCACCCGGACUGAAUCAUCAAGGGAUUUGCCAAAGGUGAAGAGUGGAUGGAGUAAUGAAGGCAUACCAGCAUGCAGUUUGUGUGCAGGCUACUCUGUAAAGUCCACCAGUUAUCAUUUCUUCUCCUUUAAAAAGUCCAAUGAAACAGAGGGGUGCCUGACUUUGCAUAAAGGGUUAUAUAUUGUUUACUCUCAAAUCCCUUAUAGCUCAUGGUUUAGCACCUCACAGUAGGCACGUAAAUUCUAGAUGGAGGGAAGGGUAAGGUAGAGAGUGGACAGAUAGUGGACAAAUGAGGUGAUCUGAGGAAAUCUGUGAAGAAUAGAUGGGAUGGGCAGGCCUCCAUUCAUUUGACAAAUUUGUAUUGAACAUCUGCUGUGUGCCAGGCACUGCUUUUGAUGCUGAGAAGACAAACUCUGAUCACUGACCCUGGGAACCACUUAUGCUUCAUUGUCAUGAGCAGAUAUCUGUAUGUCCCCACUGGGCUUAACUACCUUCCCACCCUGGUAUCCAUCCACAGGCAGGCCUGAUGGUCCUUCAGGCACAAACUUCAAGCCUUUUUCCGUUUCCUGGGGACACACCAUCUGCCAACCAGCUAUCACACAGUCUCUGUUGUUCUUUUUCCCUUGGUUAACCAGGAGCCAUGAUUAAUCAGGUCAAAUUCAUAAGGUCAUGUACUUAAUCAGCUUUAAAUUACAGUAAAAGAGAGAGAGUGAUCUUAAUCACCUUCAAGAAUGUUAUUCGUCACGACAUUAACAAAAACAGCAUAAUGAUCAUCAAAAAAAAAAAAAUGAUCAUCAACCUAGAGAAUGAGCCUCAGGCCAUGCAGAGUCCCAGAUCACUAAAACAGGGUACUAGUUUCAUCAUCCAACUGUUCUUGUGCUGAGACAAGAACUUAACAUUUCAGAAGCAUUUCCAGUUUAAAAGUUCCGACAAAAAGAUUUCUGAUCAAUACUACAUUGAUGAGGAAGGUUAGUGAAGCAAAUAUUCUUAAGACUUCCAGGUGAUUGAGGUUGCCCCGUAGGUUAUCAUGUAGAUUUGCCUUUUCUCUACCAUAUGACUGCCAUCUCCACCCUGCGUGUCCCAGGGAAGCAUUUGGCAGAUGAAUACAAGGAAACCUGGCAUUUCUUGACAUGACCUGGAAAGCGGCUUUCAGGGACCAAGUAGAUAACUUUCAGUUCUAGAAUGUUGCUUAGGCCUUGUAUGUGAUACAUUUGGCUUCGGCCAUCUGAUGCAGCACAGUUUUGCUGUAUUAUGAUCAAUCACAUGCUUUGAUUACAUAACUGUAUAGAAGAACACCUGGUCUGCUCACCUAAGUAUGCUAUACCGUGGAGCUCUGGUGCUUUCUCUAUAUGCAUCUCCUCCCAGCCCCAACCAUCCCUUCACAUGUCCCGUCAGACUGGGUGGGCCCUGGUGCUGUUUUGGCUUCCCAUAAGUCAGGGUGGGGACAGAGAGUGGACUUUGUAGCAGAUGUUAGGAUAUAGAAGGGGAGGGUGUUUUCCAUUUGAGGAACAGGGUGAUCGUUGUUUGCACUGUUGUUACUUCCUAAUUUAUCAAAUGUUGUCAUGUCCCACAUGAGUGUAGACUUAGUCCAAAGUGAUUUUUAAAUUAGCUUCCAUUUUGAAGUGUUCAUGCCUUUCUUCCUCUCCACUAGUACAGUAUUGGUGGCAUGUUUUUGUGUCAGAAACUUGCACAGUUCAUAAGACUGUCAAGAAGACAGUAAAUCCACAUCUACUCCUGUGUUUGAAUAUAUGUGUAAGCACACACAUACACACACACACACACCUACCAAUUCCAGCAUCAGUGUUCUUUCAGAGGGAGGGAAAUUGCAGUUGUAUUCCUCCAGGGAAGGGUAAGCUCUGGGGAACCUGAGCUGCCCCUUGGGAUGGGUCCAUUGAUUCCACCUACCUCCAGCUCCAGAGCUGCUUCAGGCUCUGGCCCGUUAGCCUAGUGUCCAUAUUUCACAAACCCAGCAAUGAGCCAUGUGGGUGACAAGGGAUUUCAUACUGCCACUAUGCUUCUCCUUUCCCCUACUUAGUGUGACAGACUGGCUGGGAAAUGGAAUUUGGAUGCCAAAAUGUUGACAUUCGGAACAUCUCAGCAUGAUGGAAUGACUAAUAUCUAUAAAGUUCUGAACAUCCAGUCCAUGUGGCAGUCAUACCUUCAAGGCAAAGAGUUUGGCAAAGAAGCAAGUGUCUUGAUUUAUUCAGACUAUUACCUACUAUUCCACGGGCCCUUCUUGUCAUCUAUGAAAGGAGGGCAACAGAUCCUACAUGGUAGGGAGUUGUUAAAUGAGUUAAUGCUUGGAAAGCAGCACAACCCCCCCUGGGAAAUAGCACUCAAUUCAUGGAUAUUGUUAUUCUGAACUUGGGCAGAAAAGGAAGGAAUGAGGAAUGAGGUAGGUUGAAUGUCAGCCAGCUGGUCCUGGUGGACACCAGGCUUUGAUGGUAGCCCUUUGUGCUUGUCUGGAUCCCCUGCUGUGCAGCAAUUCCCCCAACCAAUCCAAAGGAAGGGACUCUGGAAUAAUGCUCCCCCACCCCAGUAAUGUGCUGUAACCUGGGGUUGGGGAAGGAGGGAUUACCUUGUUUACCAAAUUUUUGGCAAUAAAAUUGACAUCUGGUGA
Messenger RNA from Canis lupus familiaris (dog), 8737 nucleotides. RefSeq names its product coiled-coil domain containing 177 (gene CCDC177). The coding region runs from base 482 to 2608 and encodes 708 amino acids. The transcript has 3 exons. The record is from RefSeq and is a predicted model, not a curated record. NCBI's taxonomy places the organism in Eukaryota, Metazoa, Chordata, Mammalia, Carnivora, Canidae.